Molecule: messenger RNA, 1245 nt
Organism: Penicillium samsonianum
Lineage: Eukaryota; Fungi; Ascomycota; Eurotiomycetes; Eurotiales; Aspergillaceae
Product: ankyrin repeat domain-containing protein
Exons: 1
Coding region: 1-1245 (414 amino acids)
Molecular function (GO): protein binding
Source: RefSeq, a predicted model, not a curated record
AUGUCCCAAUUAGUCUCAUUACCAACCGAACUCCUUCUCACAGUCGCCGAAUCCCUCCCCAACCAAAAAGACCUCAGCGCCUUCGUCCAAACCACAAAAAGAACAUACACAGUCCUCCAACCCUACCUAUACAAAAACAACAUCCAAAACCACGGCACCAGCGCCCUCCUCUGGGCCGCCAAGCAUGGCCACACAACCCUGACCAAAAGAAUGCUCGACGCAGGCGCCAUCAUAAGCGCCCUCAACACCAACCACACCAACCCCGCCAGCAGAACCCGGAUAGCGGGGAAUGCGCUCUCCCUCGCAGCCCGCGGCCCACACAUAGAAACACUCACCUGUCUACUAUCCGAAACAAGACCUGGCCGAGCAUGCGACCCCGGCCAGCUGCGCGAAGCACUCCACGACGGCGCGAUCCCGGCGCAUAGUACCGAGGCGGUAAAGUUGCUGCUUCAGUAUAAGGCAUCGCUCGAGCCCGCAGACAGCGUCCCGCCGUAUUCGUCCGCGCUUGGUGCGGCUGUUGCUGCAUGCUGGCCUGAUAUCAUACCUUUCUUAUUAGAGGCUGGUGCUCGUCCCGGAGAGAAUGAGAUACCGACCCCGCUUGAGAGCGCGAUUUGCACGAACCAGCCGGAGGUCGUGGAGAUGUUAUUUGGGGCUGGGAUGAGGCUUGCGGAUGAUGGGGGGUUGUGUAUUGUUGCAGAGCAGAACAACCAGACGCUGUUGAAGAUGUUUGUUGAAGCGGGGUUGGAGGUUGGGAUGUGUUGGCAGGGGGCGUUAUUUGCGGCUGUUAUGCAUGGACAGACUGAGAUGGUGGCUGGGUUGAUUGAGAAGGGGGUGAAUCCGCAUUUAACGCAUGAUGUGUUUAUGUUGAGUUUUGAGUGUCCGCGGUAUAGUACUAUUGGGUUUGCGGUUAGGUUCGGGCAUUUGGGUGUUUUGAAGCUGUUGCUUCAGAAGGGGGUUCGUGCUGAGCGGAGUGAUCUUGAUUUGGCGAUGGACGAGAGGUUCGAGGAGGCGGUGGCUCUUUUGGAAGGGUGUGACUUUGAGGAUGUGCCGAGGAAGGAGAAUGUGCGUGAUUUUAUUGAGAAGAAGGUUCGGGAGAGACGGGUUACGGAGCCUGGGUAUGAAGAUCUUAAGAUGCAGGAUUCGCUUUGUGAUCCUGCUAUGCGGCUGCAGGUGGAGGAUUCGCAGCAUACUCGCUAUUUGUGGGCGAAUGAUGGUACAGAGGGGUACAGUAUGUUUAUUUCUUAG